AUGGAUAAUACGAAGAGUGCCAACACGGCCAGUGUGCCCCAGGAACCCAAUUUGGUCAUGGAACAAAUGCAAUCUGCCUUCCAUGCCAUGAUUGAGCCUCUCCCUGUGGAUUGCGAUGCAUCCGUCGCGGUUUCACACAACGGCAUGGCCUUGGCGCGGGCAUCGUCCAGACGUCCUCGUUCUGUACCGGGUGCCCAUGCGGUGGUAGCUACUGUCGUUGUGACUGGCGAAGAUCCAGAAAUUGGAAUCACAUCGCCAGAUCCUGCGAGUCCAAACCUCGCAGAGGCGCGACCAGUCGAUGAAGAAGCAAAUCUACCCGAGGCUGAAGUUUACGAUCCAAGCAGAAGAAGGGAUUCCAGAAAGGAGAAUCUUAUGUUUACUUGCAAGGUAAUGGCACUUGGAAUUCUUGUUCUACUGGCCAUUACCGUACCUACAGUGCUGCUGAGGAGGACCCAUGAUUCUACAGAAUACAAGGACGCGUCUUCUACCGACACUACCACCACUACCAACACAAAUAUGGACCCUACUCAACCAUCUGUUGUGGACCAAAUCUUGAGUCUUCUACCAGUGGAAUCUGUGAAAGCAAUUGACCCUGCUAACAGUGGGUCCACCACUGCUCAAUCCAAAGCAUUCAAAUGGCUCCUAGGUGAUCCUUCCCUGGGGACCUAUUCGAACAAGAGAAUUAUUCAACGUUUUGCUCUCGCAACAUUUUAUCAUUCAACAGAAGGCCCUCGGUGGUUUCGUAAUGACAACUGGCUCAACUACAGUAGUCAUGAAUGUAACUGGUACAUGUCGCAUGAUCUGGCAGGCAAUGAACAAAAUGCUUGUUGCCGUCAGAGGCGAUACACCUGUGGGGAGAACCUGACUAUUCAUAAUCCUCAAGGGCUCUAUGAAAAGAUCUAUCUACGGAACAACAAUGUGAACGGCGAACUCCCUCCUGAACUAUUCUUGUUGACCUCCAUGGAUGCACUUGUCCUUUCAGAGUGCCCAGAACUGAGAGGUUCCCUGGCCUCCACUAUUGGCAACAUGGAAAACUUGAGAUUCGUUGAUCUCCGCAAGAAUAAGCUUCUCAGUGGAAGCAUUCCAACUGAAGUGGGCUUGUUGACCAACCUGGUGCAGAUAAAUAUCAUCUACACCAGAGUGACAGGAAGCAUCCCCUCCGAACUUGGCUUGCUGUCGAGCAACUUGACCAAAAUCUUUAUCGAUUCCAACAUGAUGUCUGGUGCUAUUCCUUCAGAGAUUGGCAGAUUGACCAACUUGCAGUACCUCCAGUUGUUUGGACAAUCAUUAAAGGGAGAAGUGCCAACUGAAUUUGGGAUGCUUACUUCUCUAACAAGGCUGGCUCUUUCUGACAAUAGGCUCACAGGGCCAUUGCCAUCGCUGGGAGCUCUGUCUGACUUGACAGACCUCCAUUUGGAUGGCAACUCCUUCACUGGAACCAUUUCCUCCUCUGUGGGGUUGAUGUUUGGGCUAAAAAGCUUUGUACUGGGUGACAACCUUAUCACAGGUACCUUGGCAAGUGAGAUUGGAUUGCUAUUCAACUUGCAAAUAUUGAGUGUGGAGAAGAACAACAUCGGAGGAAGCAUCCCACAGGAGCUGAGCUUGUUGGCCAACAAUGGAUCCUUGGUGUCUUUGAGUGUAGCUGGCAAUGUUAAUUUGUUGGGGACUAUCCCCCAAGCCAUGUGUUCAAUGGGCACAAACUCUACUACUUGUCCUCAAAUUGAAUGGAGGGUUAUCAGUGGUGGCUGUGGAUUGACCUUUGAUUGUACUAACCUUCUCUGUGGUUGCAGCUGCCCCGUGUGCAGCUGGCCUAAUGGGCAGUGA
Molecule: messenger RNA, 1824 nt
Organism: Seminavis robusta
Lineage: Eukaryota; Bacillariophyta; Bacillariophyceae; Naviculales; Naviculaceae
Source: the annotation of a GenBank genome assembly